Myxocyprinus asiaticus (Chinese sucker) is the source of this 6658-nucleotide messenger RNA. RefSeq names its product M-protein, striated muscle-like. The transcript has 42 exons. NCBI's taxonomy places the organism in Eukaryota, Metazoa, Chordata, Actinopteri, Cypriniformes, Catostomidae. The record is from RefSeq and is a predicted model, not a curated record. Gene Ontology annotation, molecular function: protein binding. The coding region runs from base 299 to 5404 and encodes 1701 amino acids.
GUGUGCGUGUUCACUUGGAUUUGAGUCUUCCGGACGCGCUGCUCUCUCUCCGCUCCGGUUCUCAGCUGUUUGCACUUUGGCAAGGUGAGACGAUCAGCAGCAAGAACGCAUGAGUUCAGCCAGAAUCAGGAUCAGAAUCAGCUUUAUUGCCAAGUAUGCUUACACAUACAAGGAAUUUGUCUUGGUGACAGAAGCUUCCAGUGCACAAACAAUACAGCAACAAGACAGAGAAAGUUUUGAAACUUCAGACUAAGAGAGCUUCAGAGCAAAGGAUAGUGUCUGAUCUAAAGAGGACACAAUGUCGGGAUCAUUACCAUUCUACCAGAAACACCACCGUCACUAUGAUCGUGGCUACCGUAGCCGGGAGACCGAGUCUGCGAUCAGCCAAUACCAGCAGAGCUCAAGCAGUUAUACCAAAAGCACCAAGGGCCUCAGAGCUGCCACAUACACUGCUCUAGAUGAGAGCAGGCUGAGCCCUCUGCCUAAGAGAGCCAAACCCACUUAUCUGGCCAUGGACAAGGAGAACCAGAUCAUCGGUUAUGUGGUGCCCAUCUUCAGGGGCAGUCGUGAGUUUGAAAGCGGCCUGUCAGACACUGAGGAGGUGCGCGCUAAAGAGAGCGCUGGUUAUCUGGCGCGCCGUGACCUCUUCAGUAGCGGAAUGGAGUCGGAGCGCACGGAACACAAGUCCCGCAGAACCAUCAUGAGGGAGUCUGCAGAACGCAUCUCCCUUAGCAAGAGGAUCCAUGAGAACGAGGAGUACCAUAAGCGUCUGAACGAGGACAGCCUAAUGCACACACCAGAGUUUGUGAUCAGGCCACGUUCACACACUGUUUGGGAGAAACAGUGUGUGCGGCUGCACUGUACCAUCUCAGGAUGGCCGGAACCACGCAUAGUGUGGUACAAGAACAAUGUCAGCAUUGAUCCCAUGGCCAACCCAGGGAAGUAUAAAGUGGUCAGCAGUUAUAAUGUCCACUCACUGGAGAUUAACAGGUGUGACUUUGAUGACACUGCACAGUAUCGUGUGUCGGCCAUGAACAGCAAGGGCGAGAUCUCGGCUUUAGCUUCUGUUGUCGUCAAAAGAUUCAAAGGAGAAAUCGAUGAGUCUCUACCAUCUCCCAGACUCCAAAACAGAAAGUUCGGCUUUGAAGCUCCAUGUCUGGAGUAUGGUGUGAAGUUCGAGACACACAUUGUGGAGAAGUUUGGUGUGUCUUUUGGCCGUGAGGGUGAGACAUUGAGUUUGGGCUGCUCUGUCAUCAUCUACCCUUCACUGCAACGCUUCCAACCUGAGAUUGAGUGGUACAGAGAUGAUAAACUACUGAUGCCUUCAAAAUGGGUUCAGACGCAUUGGAGCGGCGACAGAGCCACACUCACUCUCACACACCUCAACAAGGAGGACGAGGGGCUGUACACACUCCGCGUCAUCACCAAGUCUGGCUUUGAGACACACUCCGCUUAUGUCUUUGUCAGAGAUGCUGAUGCUGAUGUUGCGGGCGCUCCAUGUGCCCCGUUAGAUGUGUAUUGUCAGGAGGCCAAUAAGGAUUAUGUCAUUGUUACCUGGAAACAGCCGGCUGUGGAUGGCGGAAGUGCCAUCUUGGGCUACUUUGUUGACAGAUGUGAAGUUGGUACUACACACUGGGCACAAUGUAAUGACACUCCGGUGAAGUUUGCACGUUUCCCUGUGACUGGUCUUGUGGAAGGACGCAGCUACAUGUUCCGUGUGCGUGCUGUGAAUAAGGCUGGAAUGAGCCGCCCGUCACGUGUAUCUGAACCAGUUGCAGCGAUGGACCCUGCAGACCGGGCGAGAAAAGGUGCAUCUGCUCCUUGGACUGGACAGAUAAUUGUAACUGAGGAGGAGCCAGUGGAGGGCGUGGUUCCAGGCAGACCUGGCGAGCUCACUGUCAAUGAGGCCACUAAAAACUAUGUGGUGUUGAGCUGGAAGCCCCCGGGUGAGAAAGGUCAUGAAGGGGUCAUGUAUUAUGUGGAAAAGUGUGUGUCAGGUACGGACAGCUGGCAACGGGUGAAUACUGAUAUCCCAGUGAAAUCACCAAGGUUUGCUCUGUUUGAUCUGGCGGAAGGAAAGUCGUAUCGCUUCCGUGUUCGCUGCUGUAACUCGGCUGGUGUUGGAGAACCAUCAGAACCGACCGAAGCCAUCACAGUCGGGGACAAGCUGGAUAUCCCAUCUGCCCCUGGCCGUGUGGUGCCUACCCGCAAUACAGACACAUCUGUGGUGGUUUCAUGGGAGGCAUCUCGUGAUGCUAAAGAGCUGGUGGGUUACUACAUAGAGAGCAGCAUUGCAGGGAGCAACACUUGGGAGCCAUGCAACAACAAGCCUGUUAAAGGCACUAGGUUUAUCUGUCAUGGCUUGACCACAGGAGAGCGUUACGUUUUCCACGUAAGAGCCGUCAAUGCUGCGGGAAUCAGUGAAUGCUCACAAGAGUCUGAAGCUAUAGAGGUUAAAGCUGCUAUUGGGGGCGGUAUUCAUCAUGCGUCCCCUGCUCCGCCCUUUGGCAUCACAGUGUUGGAGAGUGUGCGCGACUCAAUGGUGUUAGCCUGGAAACAGCCCACUUUCAUCGGUGGCGCUGAUAUCACAGGUUACUUUGUUGAUUACCGUGAGGUCAUUGGUGGAGUGCCGGGAAAAUGGCACGAGGCGAAUAUCAAGUCUGUCAGCGAGAGAGCGUACAGAAUUUCAGAGUUGAAGGAGAACAUGCUGUACCAGUUCCAGGUGCGUGCUGCCAACAUGGCUGGCGUGGGCAUCCCGUCUCUUCCCAGUGAUGUAUUCAAGUGUGAGGAGUGGACCAUUGCUGUACCAGGUCCACCCCAUGACCUCCAAAUACAGGAGGUGCGUAAGGACUCUUUGGUGUUGCUGUGGAAACCACCUGUCUAUCAGGGUCGUGAUGCUGUCAAUGGAUACUACAUUGAUAUCAAGGAGGCUGAAGCAGACUUUGAGAUGUGGAGAGGAGUCAAUGAGAAAGCCACUAACAAGGCGUUCAUGAAGAUCAAGAAUCUGAAGGAGGGCGAGUCUUAUGUGUUCCGUGUGCGCGCUCAGAACAAGGCCGGCGUAGGAAAAGCAUCCGAGCAAACAGAGCCAGUUGAGGCUGUGACUAAACCAGGUACUGCUGAGAUAGUUGUGAACGUUGACGAUGAUGGCGUCAUUUCACUCAAUUUUGAGUGUUCUAAACUCACGGCGGACUCCAAAUUUGUCUGGUCCAAAAACUACAAGGAAAUGGAAGAAACUGGAUGCAUGACAUUCGAGACCAAGGGCAACAAGUCUAAAGCCAUCUUUAACACACCUUCUGAAGAUGAUCUGGGUAUCUACUCUUGUGUCGUAACACACACUGAUGGAGUCUCCGCUAGCUACACACUCACUGAGGAAGGUCUAAAAGAUUUGCUGAAGAUCAGCCAUGAGCACAAAUUCCCCAUUAUCCCUCUGAAAACCGAGCUGGCCGUGGAGCUGCUGGAGAAGGGAAGAGUUCGCUUCUGGCUGCAGGCUGAAAAGAUCUCUGCUAAUGGAAAAGUGGAAUACGUGUUCAAUGACAAUAUGAUUUCUCAGGGAGAGAAAUACAAGAUGAACUUUGAUAAGAAUACAGGCAUUAUUGAGAUGUUCAUAGAGUCGCUGGGCAAAGAGGACGAAGGAACCUUCACUUUCCAGCUACAGGACGGCAAAGCCACUAACCAGUCCAGUCUAGUGCUAAUCGGAGAUGUGUUCAAGCAGUUACAGAAGGAAUCUGAGUUCCAGAGGAAAGAAUGGCACAGGAAACAAGGUCCACACUUCGUGGAGUAUCUUAGCUAUGAAGUUACACCUGAGUGUUGUGUACGACUGAAGUGUAAGGUUGGUAACAUGAAGAAAGACUCUGUUGCUCUGUGGUAUAAAGAUGGACGAGAAAUUAAAGUCAGUGAGAAACUGGAUUUCUCUGAAGGAGUGCUGACCUUAGAGAUCACCCAGAUCUCGAAGAAGGAUGCUGGUAUUUAUGAAGUGGUUUUGAAGGAUGACAGAGGCAAAGACUCCUCCACACUCAACCUCACUGACCAAGGAUUCAAAGACUUGAUGAAUCAGGUCUUCAGUGUUAUUGCAAACUCCUCGACACCACUGAAGAUCCAGAGCACAGAGGAGGGCAUUAGACUCUACUCCUUCGUCAGCUACUACAACGAUGAACUGCAUGUCACCUGGCACCACAAGGAAGCCGCAAUUGCCUUUACCGAGCGCAUUAAGAGUGGUGUGGUGGGCGAGCAGCUCUGGCUGCAGAUUUCUGAGCCCACUGAGAAAGAUAAAGGCAAAUACGCCAUCGAGUUCUUUGAUGGUAAAGGAGGUCUGCGCAGAACUGUGGAACUGGCUGGACAAGCAUUUGAUGAUGCAUAUGCUGAGUUUCAAAGACUCAAGGCUGCAGCCAUUGCAGAGAGAAAUCGUGCCCGUGUGGCAGGUGGCCUGCCUGAUGUCGUGACUAUUCAAGAGGGAAAGUCCUUGAACCUGACCUGCGAUAUCUGGGGUGACCCCAUGCCAGAGGUCACCUGGUUGAAGAACGAGCGCGAGAUGGUUUCAGAUGAUCACUACAUACUCAAGUUUGAGUCGGGCAAGUUCGCCAGUUUCACCAUCACCAGUGUCAACACGGCCGACUCGGGCAAGUACAGCAUUCUGGUGAAGAACAAGUACGGCACGGAGAGCGGCGAUUUCACCUUGAAAGUGACGGAAAGCAUGGGUGAUUUUGGUGUGAUUUCAUACCUCGCUGAUGUGGAUGGAAACGUGACUGUUGGACCUUCGACUCCUGCAUCCACCUGUCAUUCAGCAAAACAAGCCCCUCCUACCCCAACUCCACCAAAACCAAAAUCAGCUACCCCAAUCCCCAAAAAUCAAACUCCAAUUACUCCAACUCCUUCAACCCCAGUUACUCCAAAUCCACCAACACCAAUUUCCAUGACCCCGAUCCCCAAAAAUCCAAGCCCAGUUACUCCAAAUCCACCAACACCAACCUCAGUGACCCCGAUCCCCCAAAAUCCAACCCCAGUUACUCCAAAUCCACCAACACCAACCUCAAUGACCCCAGUCGCCCAAAAUCGAACCCCGGUUACUUCAAAUCCACCAACUUCAAUGACCCCGAUCCCCCAAAAUCCAACCCCAGUUACCCUGACACCCGAAAGUCAAACCCCAGCUACAAUCCCAACUGCACCCACCCCUCAGCCCUCCACUCCCACACCAGAUAAGAAAUCCAAAAAUGAGGCAAAAGAUGAUAAAGGGAAGGCAACAAUGCAGAAAGACUCUGUAAAUCUGAAUCAACCUGCUGAAGAGGGAGAGGCAGUUGAAGCUGCUACAACAGAAGCCACACCCAGUGUCACAUCUAUAUCAGAUCCGGCACCAGAGCCCAACCCAGAGGAAUCGACAUCAGUUCCAGAAACUGCAAACGAGGAAUGAGAGAGUCUGACAAAGAAAGAUAUUUAGAAAUGCUUGAGAACAUAUAAUAUUGGCUAUAGGCGCUUGUGCUAUCUAUCUUUAAAUUAACACCACUUUAUUUUAUUAUCUUAUGCAAUGACAUUCACUUAUUUUUAUGUGUCUUACUUGUUUAAAUAAUUUUUGGGGACACUGUAGUUUAACUAAACAUGUAUUCAUGUUUUAAAAUUAGGUAUAGGGAUUUGAACCAUGUUUGUAAUAUUUAGAAAUUAGAAGGUGCUGUAAGUGAUAAACAGGCCCCUCAUUCCAAACCUGCUCUCUAGGAGGCCAUUCAGAGAUGGAGCAUGAGAGCAUCUUAAUAUCACAAGUAAAAAAACAAAUAAAGUAAAAAUGCAAUUUGAUUUCUACAAACCUGAAUGUUUCACUGUCCUUGUAGAUACAGUCUAUAAUGUCAAAAGCAAUGGUAGAAAAAUAGCGUUGUCACACAAACUGACUGCUGUCAAACUGGCGCUCUCAGCUUCAUGCUGCCCAUAAAUGGGCUGCCCUGUGAAUGCACAGAAGCCAGAGGUUAUUUAGCAGAGAUGGGUCACUUCGUUAAAAUUAAUGAGAGAAAUUGGAAUGGUCAACUGAUGUAGAAAGGAAGUCCCGUCCUGCACGUAAAAGAGCCGAUCACCUUUUAGAUGCAGACAUUGUCUGUCAAUCAACUCAAGAACGCGCAUGCGCAUUAGCUAUACAAGCUGGGAAAAUUUUGGUAAAAAAGCACAAUUAAUGAUACCAGUGUUGUCAGAUUUUACUGCUGAUUUGAAAUAUGUUCUUUGAUCGUAAUCUUGACUAACCCUUUAGUAGAUUUUGGUCUUUCCCCAUUCAAGUAGAUAGGAGCUGCACUUGUAUGCCACUUAUUUACAUAGAAAAUAACUGCCCAAGAGCAUCCAAAGAUGGCCGCCGAGUGACCUGACUUGCUAAAAAGACAUUGCAGAAGUGCUUCAAAGUCUUCUGAUUAGCAGUAACCGCCUGCUGCACGCAUGCAAUUUGUUUCCACUGUGCUUCGUGGAGGUUUCAGCUGUUUCAAACAGGUUUGAUAUUUCAUGGCACCCAUUUCAGUGAUAUCUGACAGAUACCUGGAGUGGGGACAUUUUCAUAUUAUUUACAGCAUCUUUAAAAUGGUUGUUUUUGUUGUAAUUGUGGAGUGUUUUCUGUGUGGUGUGUUCCACGGAAGGCUUGGUACUUACCUGUAAUAAAUGAUGUGACCUAAAUAAAGCAGUUCACUCUCUCACUCAA